UCCCUAUCAUUCAAGACCGGCUUAUUUGAAACGGACCACUUCAAGCAACCCUCCAAAAUUAAAACAGCACAACGAAACCACCCGCCGGCCUUUUGGUAUCCCAACUUCUCCUUUUUCUCACUAAUCAACUUCGACAGCGAGCGAGCGAUUUCAGACACGAAUCCCGACGAAUAGCUUUCGUGCCCCGGAGCAGAGCUCUUUACCCCAACCCGUCCGAAAACAGUCGAAAACAGCGCCUUUUGCCUUUCUGCCUUUGCCCCGCAGGAUCCUCGCGGCAAGAAACAAGGCACGAUGUCAUCUUGGUACUCGAGGAUCCUCACCAACACCACCUCUCAGAUCUCGAACCUGCAGAGUCGUUUGUUGCAGAGCGAAAAUGACGGCGACACGGAAGACGACACCCACGUGUGCAGAGUGCUUAGAGGCUACUACACCGAGAAGGGCCGUCCGUUCCCAGGCUGGCUGCCGCCCGACCCAAAGGCACCACCCCCAGCAACGCCCGUCUAUGCCCAACCAGCCCAGCAAGUCGGCGCACGAUACGGAGGUCUUCAGCAGCAACAGCAAGCUGGUCCUACGACUGGUUUGAGCUCUCUGUGGGAUAACAACGGCGGCGCGCAACAGAGGCAAGACACGAUGAGCCUGCGACAAGGUCGCGGAGCUCCCCCACCGAUGCGAGGCGCCGAGCAGCAGCCCGCGCGACUGAGCCCCUUUGCCCGAGCCGGAGACAACGGACGCGAAGAGGUGCAGGCCCGACCUCUGCCCAGCCAGCGAGCGGGUAGCUACCAGCAGAGUGCGGCGUACGGGAGAGACACGACGAACACACCGCCGGGCAGCUCAGCGGGCGGCUCAGCACAGGAUCGGCUUAAGCAGCGACUAUGGGGAGGUGCGAGAACAACCAGUCCGGCAUCUGGGGGCCAAGGACCAUUCCAACCACCGACGGGCAGAGGCGGGAGCGGUGACUACGAAGACCGAUUUGCUCCCGGCGGCAUGUACGAUGGGAAUGGAGGCGGCGGUGGUGGUGGAGGUGGAGGCAGGCCAUUUGUGGCAUCCAACUCUCCGUGGUCGAACAACGAUUCUGGCUAUGGUGGAAGCGGCGGCGGCGGUGGUGGCAGUGGUGGGCGAACAGGACUGCCUGCUGGCCCAAGACGCCAAGGUCUCCCGAGUGGUCCUCGUAUGAGAUAAAGUGGACGAGAUCAAGUGGUGCGCGAAACACGAGCGAGAAUUCGCCUCGGGGAUGCGAGGUCCUUGUUCGGGGGUUCUUCAUUAUGAUGCGGGCGUUCACGGUCAAGAUGCUUGUCGGGCCGGAGCCAAAUUGUCGACAGUCGGCUUAUUGUAAGGUUCUGCGGACCGUAUGUAGACGGUGGGCGUCGCAGAACCUCGGAGCAAGGCAGAAUGCGAAUGUUGCUUGGAGACAUGUAUCUGGAAAGGUGCGAGAGCAGAGCUGAGGCACAUACACACACACAAUACAGACUCUACUAAUCAUGCAUUUGGACUGAAGUCGCUGGUCUUGAUGUA
This is a messenger RNA of Colletotrichum acutatum, 1512 nucleotides long. Its product is annotated as Sec1-binding region of Mso1-domain-containing protein. The coding region runs from base 292 to 1179 and encodes 295 amino acids. NCBI's taxonomy places the organism in Eukaryota, Fungi, Ascomycota, Sordariomycetes, Glomerellales, Glomerellaceae. The transcript has a single exon. The record is from RefSeq and is a predicted model, not a curated record.